Messenger RNA from Pseudophryne corroboree (corroboree frog), 3798 nucleotides. RefSeq names its product photoreceptor cilium actin regulator (gene PCARE). The transcript has a single exon. Gene Ontology annotation, cellular component: photoreceptor outer segment; photoreceptor inner segment. Gene Ontology annotation, biological process: photoreceptor cell outer segment organization; protein localization to photoreceptor outer segment. Lineage: Eukaryota; Metazoa; Chordata; Amphibia; Anura; Myobatrachidae. Bases 169 to 3798 code for a protein of 1209 amino acids. The record is from RefSeq and is a predicted model, not a curated record.
UUUGCUAGUUUGCAGCUGCCGAGAACCAUCUUGCAUCGCAAUUUAUUCUGUAUUUUACCAAUGAGAUAAUGGAAUAUUACCUGGAGGCGUCUGAUUCCUGGAACAAGCCAAAAUGUAAGGACUACUUAUUUGUUUGUUAAACGUAUACGUACUGUAUAGAGUCGUAGGAUGGGCUGCACCCCGUCUCAUAAUGGGAUCAUUCAAAUCAUUGCAAAGAAUGCAACUAAACCUUUACAGAAAAACAAAGCCAUCCUUCCACCUAAUCACGAUAACAAUGGAAUUACAAUCCCUUUACCGGGUAAUAAAAGCCCAGACUGUUAUAUCCAAAAUGAAGAAAUCAGGCAGAAAGAUAACGUACAAGAAAGUCACCACCAAACUAGCCAUUUGCAGAAAGGCCUUUCUGAUGGACUCUCUAGAAAAGGGUCUGUUUCAGAGGAACAAGAGAACUAUGAAAAUCAUGGGACUGCUGAUGAAGCAAUGGUUAACUUAUCGUACCAGAAGAGGAGGAAUGUAAGGAAACACAGCUCAACUGGUUCAGAGCAAGAGCUGCCCGUCACUGUACAACAAGAGGGCAAUCCGAGGAGAAGUAGGAAAUCCAAAUCCCAGAGGCUGAAACACGGGCGACGUGCAAAACCAAACCAAACUGCCUCUUGUGACAUUCAAAAGAAAGUUGACUUCCCGGAACAGCUUGUCAAGGCCCACCAGGAUGCCUAUGCCUUCCUGAACCCUAAUCUGUCAAAAUAUGAAGCCGUCAUUUCUAUGGCAAACCAGGCAACCCAGACACAUCUUAUCAUGCAACAGAUGAUUAGCUUCAUGGCCUUGAGAUUUGAUGAGAUCGAUCAAUGUUUGGGAGAAAUUGUAGGGGAUGGUGAAAAACUUCUGAAAUCUGUGGGGGGCAACCUUACCUGGCCUCCUGGAAAAGGAGAUCCUGCCGAUCAACCAGAUCUGUUGCAACAGCUAUUACAGUACACUGUUGACAAAAUGCAAUCCUUAAACUGCACUGUAUCUUCUCUGACCACAAACGCCUUGCAGGAGACCUGCCGUUUCUUACAGUCGGCUGCUGACAAGUUUCAGGAAAAGCUGAAAAUGAAGGAAUACCAGGAUGAGCGCCUGCUGAAGAUGAUCAAAUCGAUGGAAGAGUUAGCAGCUGGUUCGCCACCGCCCCAGCCCAAUGAUGCAACACUUUACUCAGAGGAUAGUGGAAUUGGGGGUGAUAGUGAAUCUGUCAGAGGAUACAGAUCCCAUGAUAAUAUGGGAAGGCAGGUAAGCAUCGACUCAUCAGUACAAGUAUGUAUGCAGAAAAGUGAAGGAAUUGCACCACUGCAAUUAUCAAUCAAUGACAACAAGAUACCUGACCCUGCUGCACACUUGAAAAGUCGCUCUGACCAAAAAGAAAGCAUUGAUCUGUCAUCUCAGGCACAAGUGAACCAUCCAAGAGUGUCUAAACAAACCAGCUUGCCCAGCAGUCUUUCAACGAGCUCACUGGCCUCCACUACAACUCUAGAACAAGAUGGCAGCCAUGAUCAGGAAUCGGAAGAAUCAACUAGCAGCAAUGAGUGCAGUGAUGAAAGUGAAGAUGACAAAAGUAUACAAAGUCAAAUCACAAUACCUCAAAGGCCUCUCACAUCUCCAGCAGGCACAUGCGCAUAUAAAGUGUCAUGCAAGCGGUUGGAAAACCCAGAAAAUGAGGAAAUGACUUUGAAAAUGAAAGAAGCUAUCAGUGAAAAAAUCAAGUUCAUCCCUGGUGAAUCCAGCACUAAUGUUUGGACCAGGGAAGUGAAUUCAGAAGUAGUGAGACCUAGUACAGCAGAUGGCAGCAACAGAAAAUCUUCUAGGCACAGGAGAUCUAGAUCUGCUGAAUCACUCAGAAGCCAGGGUGAGGACCCAACUUUGUUAGAACUUCAGAGGACUCAAAAGGAACUUAACAAGAAGCUAGAACAGUUGUACUCAUCAAAUGGAACUAAAAAGAAAGUAACGCCGGAAAACCCCAAUGUCAAGUCAUUCUCACAUACUGCUACCUUUAGCUCGAGUAGUACAACAUCAACUCAAAAACUGAAAGCUUGUCUUGAUAAAAGUUUCAACAUUUUGCCUAGCCAGGAAAAAGUUACCGUGAGGAAGAUUGCUACUGCCAAGGAUUCUAACAGCACCCAAAACAAUAAGAUGACAGGAACAACAUCUGUCCGGAAACAAGAUGCCAAGAGUGAAGUUAAUACUACUUCGGUAGAACGAAAACUGGAAAGUAUAAAUGUUUCUCCUCAGAAGUCUGUUCGGAAACUUAUUCAAACAUUUAGUCCGGCGGAUGACGCCAUAAAAAUAACAAGCGUAAAAACUUUGGGACCACUUAGAUGUGUUAGGAAAUUUGGAGUUCCUGUCCUUCCCCCCUCUAUUCCUGCCUGUAAAGAGUUACGACCGUUAGACAACAAAAGUCAUAUAUUAUCAACAGAAGAGGAAUAUCCAAGUUCAAGUAUGCCUUCCUUCCAAGCUUUAAUGUCUCAAAAUGAUAUCAGUACUGACACAGCUGAAUCUAUGGCUGAAGACCUUGAGAACCUGCCUCCUCCUCCUCUCGAGAUACUUAUGGAUGAUUCCUACAACUUACUCCCAAAGAAUGAACAUGAGAAAAAUAUCAACUUAACUUGCCCCAUGAAUAUGACAUCUAUGUCUCAAAAAAUAAAAACAUCAAUAAAUAUAAAAAACUUGUUACCCAAUAGAAAGGCUACUGGUACAUACACAUCAGCAGACAACCCUAAUAGGAAAAAAGAGCCAACUACUGAACUUCAAAAAUACUCUUUGGAGUCUGGGCAGCAGCAUGUGGACAAACAAUUAGGCAUGGAUAUUCAGAGAAAGCAUGAAAUAGAACAGGCCGCUCAUUUGUACAAACAGUCACAUAAAAUAAUCCAUUUGCAGAAUCACGGGGAUGGCGAAAUGGUGAGGUUGACCCCCGAUGGAGAUACUGCCAUACCAUGUUUACCUGCCUCCAUACCUAAGCCAAAGCAAAGUUCUUCAACUUUACAGAAAAAUGAGAAGAUUCCAGUGACGCUUAGAAGAACUUCUCCAACAAGACCCACAGCUUCAUCUCCACCAACAGAGAGAAAACUAACAAGCCCACCAGCCAAUAAGGUGACAAAUAAAGCUUAUUCUCAUGUACCCAGGCCUCCACCGGUGCAGAAAAACAUCAGCCCUACAAGCACUCCAAGACAAUCGAGUCCUCCUGUUCAAAGGAAGGUACCCAGCCCCCCAUCGCAACGAAAGUUGCCAAGUCCUCCUCAAAUUCGGAGACAACAAAGUCCACCAAGCCAACGCAGGCUGCCGAGCCCACCGCAAGUGCAAAGACAACAAAGUCCACCAAAUCAGCGCAGGCUACCAAGCCCCCCAGGCAACCGUAUUGAACCUAGAUCCCCUUCUCCAUUUACACCUUCUCCCCCAGUUUCGCCAUCCUUUACACACAAGGGAUUACGACGCUGUACUGAUGAACCACAGGCUUCCUCAAAAAUGAUUGGCAAUGCACAAUCCAUAUUUUGCCCAUCAUCUACUUCAUUAUUUGAAACCAAACCCCCAUCUCCACCAAACACAGGUACUUUGGAAAGCGCUUCUAAUAAGGUUUCAAGUCCUGUCCUGAAGCACAGUCUCUCUAGUUACCAGUAUGGGGACCAGCACAGAAGACUUGCGACGAGUGCCGCAAACCCUCAACCCUUUGUCCGGAGGUGUUACUCUGACCGGAGGCCAAGAGUUCAGCUCCGUCUUCCGACAUCUGUCUCCGCGUCUGCUGUCAGUGAUUCUGCUCUUCACCAAAUUGGGUAA